This is a messenger RNA of Oncorhynchus kisutch (coho salmon), 3875 nucleotides long. Its product is annotated as probable myosin heavy chain ECU04_1000. The record is from RefSeq and is a predicted model, not a curated record. NCBI's taxonomy places the organism in Eukaryota, Metazoa, Chordata, Actinopteri, Salmoniformes, Salmonidae. The coding region runs from base 1633 to 2799 and encodes 388 amino acids. Gene Ontology annotation, cellular component: Golgi apparatus; centrosome. Gene Ontology annotation, molecular function: molecular adaptor activity. The transcript is spliced from 10 exons. Gene Ontology annotation, biological process: regulation of Golgi organization; positive regulation of microtubule nucleation; centrosome cycle.
AGUGCGCUCGAGUUCCUGGUUGACAUUAAUAUUGAAGAUCGUUCUGUGGACAUCAGGGGAUUUUCUAGCCCUUCCGUCUACUAUGUCCUCCAGAGGCAAAGGUGAGGGGUGUCUGGUGUGUGGGGGUGACCUGCACGGUAACCAACGGCGAUGGCUCUUUGGGGGUCAGAACAAGAAAGAUGGUCAGCCUCAGACCCCAUCAGACUCACCGGGUAGAGGAAGUCUCUCCAGGUCUUCUCAAAGCAGCCCCUGGGGUGAGGUAGCACCAUGUCCCUUGGCUCCACAACGUCUCUCUCCUCACUGUCCUCACCCGCUAAAGCAAUGGACCUUCUCUCUGUGCUGACACACAUACUAGGCCAGCCCGUACCACGGGGCAGUGGGCGGGGGGAGUUCUUGUGUGGCAAAUGCGUUUCAGUUCUAGAGCGGGUUUUCAAGUUUGACUCUGUCAUUUCCAGAGUGAGGGUCUUAUCCUCCGAGAGGCUUCAGAAGUUGAUCCAGGAGAGGGACAAGGUCAGGCAGUGGGUACGUAGCGCUUACCGCCAGCGACACCCUCGGGAUUUCAGGAUGAGGAACAAUACUAGUGAGGAGGAUGGUGAGGGAAUGGGAGACAGAGAGGGUUACAACGAAAUGUUGAAGGAGAACAUGGCCUUGUCAGAGUAUGAGUGCUGGUCUGAGAAAUGGGACGCAUGUCCAUACUUCAGGAGAACGGGGAAAAGAUGCACAAAGGGGAAAAAUUGUGAAGGAUGUGAUUCUCUGAGGGUGUCCGACUCCGCCUAUGAGUCAGUUUGUGGGGUUCCCCGCCGCCUACCCUUCCAACCCUUUCCCCCCUUGGCCCUAUCGAGGAACAAGUCGCAGAGCAUGCCUCUUCAUUGGUCAAGAGUGCCGUCGCUAAGUUCUAGCCCAGCAUCAUUGGCUGGAUCCACUCUCUCCUUACGAGCGUCCUCUCGCACUGAGUCCAUCCAAUCACUGGAUUCACUGGAUUGCUGUGAUCCAUUUGAUUUUCCAGGUGAUUUGUCACUCCUGGUCCUCAGAGAGUUGAAGGGUAUUGAAGGAAAGCCUGUCAAUUCACCUUCGGGGAGUAAGAUUCCCGUUUUGGGAAAGAGGGAAGGGCGAUAUUCAGGAGAGGUAGGUAAGACAUCCCCCCCUGAGGUAACAAGGGUGCUGAAUUUUGGAGAGCGGGAGAAUGGAGGAGAGGAAGUUGCUGGAGAGUCCAAUGACGUUUUGACUGAAUUGAGGGACGAGUUUAUUCCACUACACAGAGAGGUGAGAUUUCUCUUGUAUUCUAUCAAAAUCCAGCAUACCAAAUAACGACAGGAAGUUAUUAUGAGUUGGACCAGGAUUGUUUCCUGACGACAACACUUUGGGUUCCCAUAGCCUAUAAAUGAGCCAUUCCCUGGUCAGGAAAAUAUCUCUGCCCUAAAUGACGAUUUUCCAACAGGUUGCCUUGCCUGUAGUCUGUGGAUCACUCCGUCGAUCACGGAGUAUAAAUAUUUACUUAGUGGUCUGUCAAAAUCAUCUAGGAUCUAUCAUGUCUGUAGCCAGUACAAAGGUCCAACUCUGAAUCUUUUCUUACUUAUAAAUACAGGAAUAGGACUUCAACAGAAAUAAGUGACAAUUUAUGUCUUUCACAAAAUGCAGUUUUCUUAUUUUUUAUUUCAGAGCAAUACAGGCCGAGUGCACCUUGCAGUCAGACAGUUGAGAGGACAGCUUGAUCAAGCUAUGGCACGCAUCAAGACCCUCGAAACUGAGCUUAAACACGGGACCAAAACCAAACCAGAUACCAAUGUCAGUGGACCAAAGGAUUGGAUUAAGUUGUCGCAGAAGGACGGUGGAAACUUGCUUCUGCAGAGUUUGGGGCAUUCGCUGCACAGCAGAGACCGAGUUAUCCAGGAGUGCAUGUGUCUGAUCAGGAAGAUGUGUGUUGAGGUGGGGACAGGGACAGACGUGGCUGACAGACUAACACAGACACUCGCUGACAAUCUGAAACAAACUCUCUCCGACAAUAAGCAAGCCCUGGAGGCUCUGCGCUCAGAGAUGAGUGAGAAGGAGAAGAGGAUGGAGAGCGAGCUGGAGGCACUGCAGAAGGCUGGGAGAGACCGGGAGAAAGACCUCUCCACACUCAACACUGUACUCCAAUGUAACCAGUACAUCAUCAAUGAACUGAGAGUGGAGCUGGUUGAGAAGGAGCAAGUGCAGCGGGAAGGGCAGAAGGAGAAGGAAGUGUGGAGACAGCGGGACCUGGCCCUCAAAGCAGUCCUACAGGAGAAAGAGUCACUUCUCCUCUGCCUGAAGGAGGCGCUAGAGAGCUCUCAGAAAGACAUGCAGGCGCUGUCGGACUCUGUGAUUAGCCAAGGGGUGUCAGGAGGCGGGGCAGUGGGGGCACUGGCCUCUCAGCUGGAGGAGAAGGAGAGCCUGGUGAUAGCCUGGCUUCAGGACAGAGAGGAGCACAGCGCCACCAUGUGCCGGGAGGUCUCCAAACUCACCACCGCCCUUCAGGACUAUCAGGGCAUAGUGCAGGAGCAACAGCAGAAUCAUAGUCAGACGGUGUCUUCGCUGUCAAAGCAACUCAACGACCUGAGGGAGAGCGGGAAGGAGAACAAGGAGGCACAGCGAGCCUGGCGGAGCGAAAAGGAGGACAAAGAGCGGGAGGAGAGGAAAUUGAGGGAGAGCCUGGAGAAGAGAGACGAACUCAUUGAGCAAGUUCUCCUGGAUUCCGAGGAACGGGAUCAUCUACUCAAAGAACUUCAACAGAACCUGCUGAACAAAUUUGAACCCAUGAUUGCUGUCAAACACACAUGAAAAAGACAAAGAAAAUAGUGAGAGAGCAAAAAAAUGUGGAACCAUGAAGGUACAAUGCACAUUUUAUAUAGAUGAGUUGCAUGAACCAGUACUUUCUUGCACCACAGGUAGUUUACUACUAACUAUAAUUAUAUGUAGGCCUAUUGAAAAGGUUGUGUUUUGCACAUUUGCAGUAGUUGAUCUUCCCUUGGCAGGCAAGCCUUGGUUUUUGUGUUAAAAUAAUUUAUGUCCUUUACAAAACUCCUGACUGGAUUUUUGUCAAUAAUGAUAAUGUUAUUGCUCCAUUUUGGCAUCAUUCUUAUUUGUGUAUUCAUAUUCACUGAAUUAAUUGAUGAAGUAUGCUAGUAGUUCAUGUCUGACAUGGACCAAAGUAUAUGUUGAAUUUGCUUAAAUGGUACUCUGUCAAUGAAAUAUAUCAAUACAGACGGUUCAAUCAAAUCCUUUCAUUGACUGAGAGUACUAUUUAUGCAAAUUCAAAAUACACUUUGGUCCAUGUCAGACAUUGACUAACUACUAGCAUGGGACAUAGGGACUAACUACUAGCAUGGGACAUAGGGAAAUGUGUCAUGAGAUUUGUUCAUGUAUCCUUCAGGGCAUAGUGUAGUGCAACCUAAUUGAUAAAUGCUGUCAGAAGGGGGAUUAUUAUUGUGUUGGAUUUGGACCGUUUGAAGUUGCAGUUUCCCAAAAGCUUUCUUUAUUGGUCUCUGUAUUAUUAUUUUUCUGAAUGUGCCAUUUUGGUUAUUUUAUUCAUUCUGCCAUUUUCUUUACACAUUAGCUUACAUCAUACUGCUUGGUAUUUUGAUUGUCAUGAAGGGGUUAAUAUUUUUUACCCCAAAAUAUUUAUUUUGACUUUUUGGGGGGUUUAAUUUUACUACAGAAUGGUUUGAUACAUUUAUUUUUGGAAAAGGUUUCUAAUUUCAUGUCUCUUGUUUUUAUGUUCUGUCUUUUAAUGUUCUGUUUCCUUUUUUCCCAUUUUGUAUUAGACCUACUGCCUGUCUUUUGGGGUUUUGCUGCCAUGUUUUCAUUUUAAGUCUUUGUGAGAUUGAGAAAUAAACCUCACUUUUUGAUCAAAAUGA